AUGUCGGUGAACUAAAUAAUUGAAUAGGUGCUUCAAAAUAUGAUCGACAUUGAUAAUCCAGACUUUAGACUUUCUAAACAAUAGAAUAUUUUAGAACUGAUAGAAAGAGAUGAAUUAUUAGUAAUGGAACGGUUGUGGCCUUAAAGAAGAGUGAAUAUGGUUGAGUUUAUAAAGAUAAUGAUAUCAGUGGUGCAUCAUAAAUAAUGUGAGUUAUUGUAUUUAGUGAUGGGUUUAAUUGAGUUAUUUAAAGACAUAGUGGCAGCUUGUCAAUAAAAUGAAUUGUCAUUAUCGGAUGUAACAAGUUAUGUAUGUUAAGUGGAACCAAUAACUAACAACAUAGUACCAUAAAUGUUAAUACCUGAACCAAAGAAGUUUGAAUUAAACAAGACUAGAAUUAGAGAUAUAGAUGUGGUAUUUUAUAGAGUUUAAUUUAGAAUGCUCCUCGAAUAAUUGGAUAAGCAGAUGGUGAAAUAUGUCACAUUGUAAAUGGUUCAUUAAUAAAUGAUGCAAUCAGACAUCAUAAUAACAAUGUACAUACAGGACAAGUAUGUAUGAAAUAGAUUGUAACAUUGGAUAGUUUAGAUUCUAAAUUAAAUAUAUAUAAUUUAGAUGGCACUUUAAAGAAUUAAGUAAAAAUUAAUUAGAGUGAAGAUAAGGAAAUAAUAAUAUUGAGUUUUGCAUGGUCUGAUAGAUAAUAGAGAGUAAUAUUUAUAUAUAAUAUAAUAGAUUGGAUUAACACUGAAAUCUCAUUCAUUAUGUAUGUAUGAAAAUGAUUUUAAGACAUACAGAAUAUUUCCAACAGUAUAUGCUUCAUAAGAUUAUUAAACUAACAUUUGGUAUCUUGAAAAUUAGAAUAAAUGGAUUACUACUGAUGCUACAUUUAAAUUAUAUGAAUGGGAUUUGUAGGCAGAAAAUGUAGCUAAUAUAUAUUCAACAAAUAAGAUUACAGGGUGUAUUAUAGAUUGUGUUGAGGUAGUACAUAUGAAAAUGAUUGCCACUGCUUCUUUAGAUAAAUAAGUGGUUGUAUGGGAUCUCAAUACAAAAGAUAUUAAAAUAGUUGUAUCUUUAAAAGAACAUGGAGGAAUUCAUAGUUUAGUUUAUUCCUAUUAUUUUCAAAUAUUUGUCACUUGUGGAUAUUCAACAUAUAUAAAUGUUUAUGAAAUCAAUCCUAAAUUUCAUGAUGUAACAAUGAUUGGAAAAUUAAGUGGACAUACAUCUAUGUUAACUUCUAUUUAGAUGAUAGGUAAAAGUCCUGUAUUAAUUUCUGGAGAUGAUGGUGGUACAUUAAGAUUAUGGGAUAUUAGAACAUUCUCAUGUUUAUAAUCAUUAAAUUUUGGAAGAAAAACCUAAAUUACUAAAAUUUUAGAUUUAUCAGAUUAAUAGAUGAUAUGUUUUUUAGGAUCUAGAGUUAAUUUACUUAAAUUAGAUAUUCGAAAGAAAGAUCAAUCAGAUAAUUAUGUUAUAAAAAUUGAUUUUGAUCCUUAAAGAGAUGAAUUAAUAGUUGCUUCUAAAAAGAAUAUUAUUUUUAUGGAUAUAUAUACUGGUAGAAUGAAAAGAAUUCUUAAUGGAUUAUUAAAUGAAUUAGAAGAUGAAAUUACAUAAUUUAGACCACUUAAUUAUUAUAAUAAAUUUAUAUUAUCAGAUUCUAAAGGUAAUCUGAAAAUUUAUUAUCAUACUGGAGAAUACUUUGCAUCACUUAAAGGACAUUCAGAUGUAAUAUAAUUAAAAUUAGAUAUUCUUAAUAAACUCAUUAUUACAUGUGGACAUGAUAGUGUUCUUAUUCAAAAAAUGAAUGCUGAAAUAUUAAGAGAAAUUACUCCUUUUAAAUCAUAAUAAAUAGAAAUAUCUGUUCAUCAUUCCCUAUUAUUGGCAUCAUAUAUGAAUCAUCUCUACAUUUUUGAUUAUGAAUUCAUCAAAUGUCUAAGUUUUCUCGAAUUUGAUGGAGAUAUUACAUCCAUUAUAUUUAUAGCUAAUUAUCCUCUUUUUGGUGUAUCAACUAUAACUGGUAAACUUUAUAUUAUGAAAUUUGUUGUAAAAGAUCACAUUGAAGUUAAAACAACUAUAUAUUAAAUUUAUGAAGUAUCUAAUUGUUCAAAUUAUGUUACUGAAGAAGGAGAAUAAGAAUUUAUUACUAAACUUGUAUUAAGUGUUAAGGAAUUAGAAUUAGCUAUGGCUACAAGUGAAAAUAAUAUUAUCAGAUUAUAACUUAAUAUAACACUUGAACCAACUGAACCUGUCCAUGAAAGAAUUAAUUAUAAUCCUCUUAGAAAAGCCAAAGAAUAAGUCUUAAUUAAUGAUCCUAUUCAUAUCUAAUCAUCUGAAAGUAUUUAAAAACUUAAACAUAUUGUUACAUUUAAUGCUUCUAAGAAAUAAAUUACUAGCUUAUCUUAUUUAUAAUUAGAUGAGAGAUUUCUAUUGAUUACAUCAAUUGAUGGAAUUAUUAAGAUAUUUGAUUUGAAUGGAGAAUUGAUGGCUGCAUAUAAUAUAAAUCAUCCAUUACCAAUUAAAUGGGAUGUUAAAUAUACUAAACAAUCUGAACUUAAAAAAAGAAUUAUAUAUGGAUUUAAAGUUAUUGAUAUUUUAAGAAAAUAAUCUAAAACAGAAAAAGAAGCUGAAAUAUAUAGUCUAACAGAUUCAUUAUAAGUUAAUAGAUAGAAUUCAUUUUCUUUAUAAAAUUUAAAUAAAAAACCAUUAAUAAUGAAAGAUGAAUUUAGUCCAAGAGAUUUAAAAUUUGAUAAGAUUAGACAUUUAUAUCAAAAUGAAGUUCAAGGUCCAACACUCAAAUAAAUGGAGGCAUAAAGAAGAUUAUAAGAAGUCUAAAAUAUGUUUAAAAAUGAUGUUAGAGAUCCUAAAUUAGAUGAAAUGUUGAAAUUGAGAGAAAAAGAAAGAUAAAAAAAUAUAGAUAGAGCAGCUAAUCUUAAUUUCUUAGAUCCUGAAUUUAGAGAUAAGAGUAUAUUGAAUCAAAAAUUAUUAAGUAAAAAUGAUUAUCUAAAAGAAUUUAAUACUAAACUUGAAAAUAAUGAUUAAACUUCUAUUAUACAAAGAUAAUACUAAUCUAAUUUAAAUUAAUAAUCUUAAGUUAAUAUUUAGAAUUAACCCAAAAAAAAAUAGAACUCAUCAUCAGAUUUUUAUAAAUAUGCAGCAUCAAGACAUUUAUUAAAUGAUGCAAGUAUCUUAGAAUCAUUCACUUCCUAAAAUACUCAAUUAAAACCAAUCAAUAAAUAAUUAAUUAAUAUUUAAUCAACUUAGAUAUCUUAAUUGAAAUCUUUUGGAUCUUAAGAUUUAACAUGGCAUGGUUAACAUAGAAAAUAAUAAAAGGAUUUAUCAUAGGUUUUAACAAGUCUUAAUAUUAAAUUGAGACAAAGUAAGAAUUCUUUAGGAGGAGAAACUAUAUUAAGAGAUAUUACUAAAUCAGAUAUCACAUUUGAAGAUUAAUUAGAUGAAUUCACAAAGAAACAUAAACUAAAAUGA
This is a messenger RNA of Paramecium pentaurelia, 3471 nucleotides long. NCBI's taxonomy places the organism in Eukaryota, Ciliophora, Oligohymenophorea, Peniculida, Parameciidae. The record is from the annotation of a GenBank genome assembly.